Molecule: messenger RNA, 2639 nt
Organism: Colletotrichum destructivum
Lineage: Eukaryota; Fungi; Ascomycota; Sordariomycetes; Glomerellales; Glomerellaceae
Exons: 1
Coding region: 365-2566 (733 amino acids)
Source: RefSeq, a predicted model, not a curated record
UUCGGUCGUGCCCUCGCCAAAGUGCUUCUAUUUCCGGAAUAUUGCGGAUCAGAUUCCUUUGUUGACGGCCGGUUGAUACAUCCAUCAUUGAUCGCAACGGCGGCUAUUCUGUCCCAUUGUGUUGCAUGAGUGACGGCCUCUUGUCCUGGCGCCAGAUGAAGUUACUAACGGCUGAAUGGCGACAUGUUGCAUAAGCUGAGGUAGAGAGAGACAUGGCCAUACGUAUGAGUCUUUGAGAGCUUCAGACAGACGACUACGUCCUUCCCAUCUAUCUCGCAAUGGAGUGUCGCUUAUACAUACUUCUGCUAAAGACGCUUCAGUGUGUUUGUGUUUGUCUGGCAACUUCACACCAACCACAGCCGCGAUGUCUCAUCAGCAGGGCUCCCAAGAGCCAAGUUCCAAUAUUUCUGAUAGUGACGGUCAAGUACGCAGUUUACCUGUUGGACCGGCCUCAACCUCUGAGCAAGAGGGGUCGCCAUCGCCUCAACUUCCACAACUACAGCCCAACUCCGCAGCCCCGGCCGGAGGCGAUACCAACGACAACGACAACGACAACGACAAUGGUUCUCUCAGCGAUGUAAGCUCCGGCUCCCUCGCCCGCAAGUUCGCAGUUGAGGAGCACGAGGAGUAUCUCAAAGAACAAGUCCGUAUCGAACUGGGCGCCCAAGAACGAGAAGCUGCCUGGCGCCGAGAUCACCAAGCUGAACUCCUCAACCCACAACCUCAACAGAUGCCGCCUCAGCAACCGCCCCUGACCAUUGGCGCGCCGCUAGGGAGAGGUCUCACAGUAGUCGAGGCGGCAACUCGUCUUGUAUCCCAAUGGGAGGCUAUACAUGAGGCCACCCUCGCAUCAACCCCCGAGGGCGCCUCUCCCAUCUUCGAGGAACUAACACAAGCCCGCGCCCAGCUCGCCGCUCUCACAGCCCGGCAUCAACAAGCCGCCUCAUCGUCUUCUUCCACAUUGCCCUCCGAAGAAGAGACCCAGAACCCCAUCACGACUCCCCUGAACUCACUCGACGCCCACAAGUCCGCCGCCGUAGACGCCCGGAUCCGGUUCCUCGUCGCCUCCCUCGAGGACUCCCACUUCCCGCCCGAGCGCGCAAACAUCGCCGCCGCCGUAUCUCUCUACCGCAGCGCCCGGAUCCCCUACUCUGCCAACUGGGCGAUCCUGUACGCAGGCCACCUCGUUGACUUCGCCCCAACCUACGCCUCCCUCACCGCCGACCGCGCCGCCCGUCUCGACCGCUACGCCCGCCUCCACGGCGAGGGCUGGCUCUGGCUCGAGCCGCCCCUGGCCCGCGAGCCCGGCGGCCCGACCUUCUUCUCCGCGCGCAGGGGUACGUUCCUCCCGGAGAGCGACAACUCGUACGACAUGGGCCACUACAGCGUCACCAUGUCCUUCCGCCGAAUGAAGAACCUCGUCUACCGCGGCGCCCUCGUGACCAACAUGUCCCGCAAGAGGAAGCACGACCGGGUGGCCCGCAGCAGCGACGACGAGGGGACGAUGCUCAACGAGGACGACUGGCCGGCGCGGUUCCCGGACAUCGACUCCGACACCACGGAUGACGGCGAUGGGUCCGGGAAAGAAAAGGAGGAGGGCCGGACGAACCCUCUACCUUCGUCCUCGGCCCUCCGCGCGGGUAUCAAACCGGCGACCCGGCUCCGCAGGAACCGGCCGUCGAGACACCCGCUCAUGGCCAGCGACCGCGCCGCGCCGACGCUGCACUUCCGCAUGCUCCUCGACAGCGGCGCGACGCUGCCCCUGAUCUAUGACCGCGACGCCCGCGCCCUCGGCAUACGCCGCCGCACCUACGCCGCCGUCUCGCGCGUCACCGUCGAGACCGCCUCGGACCAGAUGCCCACCUGGCUGUACGAGAUGCACGUCUCCGUCGUCGACACCCAGACGUGCGAGACCCUCGUCUCGCCUACUUCCCCGGUCUGGCCGGCCGAGGAGCACGCCCUCGGCGGCGUCACGCUCGUCAUGACGCGGCCCUCUCCCCGGCUCGACGGCGUCGCGAGCUUCUCGUCGCCCUGCGGCGGCAUGAACGCCGUCGCCAAGACGGAGCCCGGGGGCGAGGCGGCGUUUCUCGAGGCGGCCAGGACCCUCGUCGACAUCGCCGAGGGCCGCGACUACGGCCGGCUGUCCGGGCUACUGCCGUUCAAGGUGUGCUACGUUCAGUCGACGCCCGGCCUGCGCACCAUGUGGGUGGGCGAGGACCGCCGCGACGUGCUCGGCGCGCAGCGGAUGCCAGGCCAGAUGCGCUGGGCGCCCGGCACGGGGCGGGUGUGCGACCCGGGCCACCCCCGGGACCUGUGGAAGACGCUCUGCCGGGAUGGCGGCGGCAAUCCCGCGCUGCUACGGAUGGCGCACGAGGAGUCCGCGGCCGGGGACGGCGGAGAGCCCGGGGCGCGCCUGGUGGACGUCGAGGAGCAGGGCUGGAAGGGGCGGAGUGAAGUGCUGGUUGUGGACAAGACCGGGACGAGGAGGAAGCACAUCAUCGAGCCGAGGUCGUUGGAGAAGCAGCAAGCGAGAAAGCAGCAUGUGAAGAGACGGACGGGAGAAUGAAAACGGCUUGUGUGUGUUAACGGGUCAAGGUCAUGUACUUGGCAGAAUUUCUAUCGUUCACGUAUAUAUUGAA